AGAGCUCUUCGCCUCUCGUCUUCCUCUGGACCGUUUCGCUCACUCUCUCCCACAAUUCAAAAACUCUCUCUCUUUCUCUCUCUCUCUCUCUAAAAUUGAGCUUCGGAGAUCUUCUCUCUCCCUCUCUCUGGAUGUUCAAGUAGAUACCGGGUUGAUUCGUCCGCUCUUUCCAGCAUUCUUUCCUCUACGGCGGAGUGGUGUUAGGGUUCAGCAUCACUUGAACUAGGAUUUGUUGCUCCGGAGGUUGUCGGGAUUGCUCGAGUUGUCCAUUACUGGACUUCGCGAAGCUCAAUGUGGCCUAACCAUCUUGUAGGAAAAUUAUAAUGAUUGGUAUUGGGGUAUGCGUUACUUCACGCUUAUUGAAGAACAAUGGAGAGUGAAAGUGCAUCCACUCCUUCAGAUGGGUUCAUCGGCGUGAGUCAGAAACCACGUCCUCUGCAUGGUCUUUGCAGGAGGACUAGUGGCCCUACAAGGCGUUCGACAAAGGGGCAGUGGACAGCAGAAGAGGAUGAAAUUUUGCGGAAGGCAGUUGAGCGUUUCAAAGGGAAGAACUGGAAAAAAAUAGCUGAAUGUUUCAAGGAUCGGACUGACGUGCAAUGCCUACAUAGGUGGCAAAAGGUCUUGAAUCCUGAACUGGUGAAAGGUCCAUGGUCUAAAGAGGAGGAUAGUAUAAUCAUUGAAUUGGUCAACAAGUACGGGCCAAAAAAAUGGUCUACCAUUGCACAGCAUUUACCUGGACGAAUUGGAAAGCAAUGUAGAGAAAGGUGGCAUAAUCAUCUCAAUCCUGCCAUAAAUAAGGAGGCAUGGACUCAGGAAGAGGAGUUGGCCUUGAUCCGUGCUCAUCAAAUAUAUGGCAACAGAUGGGCCGAGCUAACCAAAUUCCUGCCUGGAAGGACGGACAAUGCCAUAAAAAACCAUUGGAACAGUUCUGUGAAGAAGAAACUGGAUUCAUACAUUGCAUCAGGUUUACUUUCACAAUUCCCGGCUUUGCCACAUCCUGCUGGAUAUCAAAACCAGCUUGCCCCUUCCUCGUCAAGGAUGCAAAGCAGUGGUGAUGACACUGCUCCAAAGGGUGCAACAGAAGCUGAAGAAAUCUCAGAGUGCAGUCAAGGUUCGACUAUGGUUGUCUGUUCUCAAUCUGCAUCUGACAUGGUUUUGCAUGGGAGAGAAGACCUCCAGUAUUUGGAAGAGCCUGCUUUAGGAAAUGAGCCAAACUCCAGUCCUGCAUCCUCUUCCGGUAGAUAUUAUUCGAUAGAAGACGUGACUCUUUCCAUCCCAGAUAUAUGCCCUGAAACAGCUCACUCUUCUGAUCUGCACAUACAAUUUCCCCAAGGAAUUGAAACUUGCGCAGAUCAAACUUACCAAUUUAAUUCGGACAAUCUGCCCAACAUUUCUUUACUGGAAUUAGGUCGAGAAUCGUCAGCAUUUCAAUCUCAGAGUCUUGGUGCAGAUGGAGAUCAUGAUAGGCUUAAUGCUGCAUUUCAACCUUCUACGAGUCAUAUGGUCGCUUCUUCACUUGGAGCUCUGGGUAUUGAUUCAGACCAGCUACAUCAUAUUUUGACAUCUGAUGAAGAAUGUUGCAGGAUUUUAUUCUCAGAAGCAGUAGGUGACGGGUGUUUUGGGUCCAACCCUAAAGGAUCAGAUAGCUCUGGUUGUGGACGUCCAGAUAUAUCAUCAAACCAAGCAUUGGAUAGUCAGAUAUCAGUAGAUUCUAGAGCUUUAUCACAGCAAUAUGACUGUCCAAGAUCAGAUCUUUGGGUUACUUCAAGCGGGCAAUCUUUCAAACCUGUUCCCCCCUUAUCUAAUGAUGAUGGGAAUAUAAAUUUUGAUAAAAAACAUAACCAGUUACCGGAUGUACCUGGUGCUGCACAAGAAGAUUUCGUGCCACAUGAUGGCUUUAUCUAUACAAAUAACUCUGCAAAUUCUCCUUGUGAUGAUGCUACUGAGCUUGGAAGUGCAGAGCUGUUAGAUCUGCCGAAGGAUCAGUCAAAAUUGGUUCCUGUCGAUACUUUUGGCUCUACAUCAAAUGCCCCACAAACUUUGAAAGAGGAUAGUAAUAUAAAGACAGAGAAAGAAGAGCCCGGGUCCCUUUGCUAUGAGCCUCCUCGAUUCCCUAGCUUGGAUAUUCCUUUCCUCAGCUGUGACCUUGUACAGUCAAGUAAUGAUAUGCAGAUGGAUUAUAGUCCACUGGGAAUUCGUCAGUUGAUGAUGUCUUCUAUGAACUGCAUCUCUCCAUUUAGGUUGUGGGAUUCUCCAACUCGCGACAGUAGCCCGGAUGCUGUGCUGAAAAGUGCUGCUAAAACUUUCACAAAUACGCCAUCCAUAUUGAGGAAACGUCAUCGUGAUCUCUUGUCUCCACUGUCAGAUAGAAGGAUUGACAAAAAACUGGAAACUGAGAUUACAGCAAACUUGAGCAGAGAAUUUUCACGUUUGGAUGUCAUAUUUGAUGAGAAGACCACAGAAAAGGCAUGCCCAUCAUCUCCCUCAUCCAGCCAAAAGAUGAACUCAGGAUUCUUGAACGAUGAUGACAAAGAAAAUUUGGGCAUUGAUGUUCAAAUGAGUGAGAACAAAGGGGAUCAAACUGCAAUUUCCGGGGAAUGUGAUCAGAUAAAAGAUAAUGAAAGAAGCACUUUUGAGGACGAGAAACAACAGGUUGUUGAUCCCCUUUCUGAGUGCAAGCACAAAGCUGAAGCUGAUGCCUCUCCCAAACCUAUGCAACUGCCUGAGGUUCUCAGUGAACGUGAUCUGAAUGAUCUGUUGUUGUUUUCCCCUGAUCCAACUAGUCAGAAAACUGAUAAAGCAUCUGCACCAACUGCUGGAUGUCCCAGAAAGCCAUGCUAUGAGGUCACGCCAACUUGUUUGGAACCUAUAGAUUCCUCUUCUGGGAAUUCAUGCCUACCAAUCACCUCUCCUCCCGUUUUGAAAACUAGUGGAAGCAGUCAGAAGGUCACAUCCACAUCUAAGCUAUGUCUUCAUACAUCGACUCCUCUGCAGGUUGUGGUCAAUAAUUCUUCAAAUGAAAGCUUGAGCAUAUUCGGGGGAACUCCAUUUAGAAGAAGCAUUGAAUCCCCUUCUGCAUGGAAGUCACCUUGGUUUAUGAACUCCUUUUUGCCGGGUCCACGGAUCGAGACUGAAAUAACUAUCGAGGACAUUGGCUACUUCAUGAGCCCCGGAGACAGAAGUUAUGAUGCUCUUGGGCUGAUGAAACAUGUGAGCGAGCACAGUGCUUCUGUCUUUGCCAAUGCUGAGGAGGUCUUGGGCAAUGAUACUCCAAAACAGAAGAGCAUAGAUGUUGGGAAUCCCGAUCAGGAAAAUCAAAAUGCUGACCAGCCGACUGAGACCAGUUCCAAUAUGGCUUCAAAUGUUUUGAUUGAGAGACGCACCCUCGACUUCAGUGAAUGCGGAACUCCAGGGAAAUCGAAAGAGAAGGGGAAAUCGUCAACUGCCAUGAUGAGCUUCUCGAGUCCAUCAUCCUAUCUGCUAAAAGGUUGCAGAUGAAGAGAGGUUUCACCUUCCCCUGCUCUGAUAUCGAUCGGAUCCUACCUAGCGGCUUAGUAAAUACAUAUAGAUAUGUCUGGUGUGAAACCUUAUAGCAUUCCUUAAAAACAACAGUGUUCUAUGCAGCCUUGCAUUCUUUGGAGUCUGAUAAUUUAUUCCGGAACAAGAAUACAUGCCCAAUUGUUGAGCAUGUCGAGAGUUUUUGUAUGUUUCCUUUUCUUUUUGCCCGUAAUUAUUGCAAUAUUCCACAAAGGUAUAGUCGGAGUU
Messenger RNA from Punica granatum (pomegranate), 3765 nucleotides. Lineage: Eukaryota; Viridiplantae; Streptophyta; Magnoliopsida; Myrtales; Lythraceae. The record is from RefSeq and is a predicted model, not a curated record.